ACAUGAAUCUAUGAAGAAAUCGAUGUUGUGGGCUAAUGAUUGCCAACUGGAAAGAAGAGGUUCUGUAUGAAUAUCCAAGUGAUCUGAAUGAUCAUUGCCUGCAUUCCCAGGGCUGUGGUGGUUUCUUUCUUGUAGUCCUGUGACCAGUAUUGGCAUUGUCAUGCUCGUGCUAUUGCUGCUACUGUUGAGUUUCAACCAAGCAGCAGCAGAAGCAGAAAGUAAGGGACUGCUCUCGGACUUUUUCACUGACUUAGCUGAAGGUAUAGCUGAAGGUAUAGCUGAAGGUAUCAUAGCAGCAAUUAAUGAGACAGACAAUGAGUAUGAGGAGGAAUCUUAUGAUGAUAUACCCGAAAUAAACCUUGACUGGCUGUUUGGCCUCUUGGAUGAAGUAGAUGAGUGUGAUCCAAAUCCCUGUUACAACAAUGGUACAUGUGAGAAUGAUGGUGAUGGUGAUUUCAAGUGCAUUUGCCCUCUGCCGUUUAAGGGCAAAAGAUGUCAAGAUGUUAUAAACAUGUGUAAGAAUGUCAAAUGCGGCCGUGGCGAGUGCGUUCAUAUUAAUGAAGAGCCUUUUUAUGAGUGCAAGUGUACCGCCCCCUUCCAGCCUCCCAAGUGCAAGAAAGCCUCAGCCUGUAAUCCCAGUCCCUGUUUGAAUGGUGGAACAUGUGUAAAGGGUCGUGCAAGGGCUAAAUUCCACUGCAAGUGUCCUAAAAACUACAGUGGAAAGUUCUGUCAAGUUGGUCCUGAUGAUUGCUAUGAGGGAGAUGGGGCAUCAUACAGAGGUUUCGUCAGUGAAACAGUGUCUGGACAUGACUGUCUGCCUUGGAACUCUUACCUAAUAAUGCAGUUCGGUCCUUUCGAUGAUGAUGAAGAUGUAAAAGAUGAUGGAAUCGGACCUCAUAACUAUUGCAGGAACCCUGAUGGGGAAAGCCAGCCCUGGUGCUUCAUCAGAUACAAAAACAAGUUGCGAUGGAAUGACUGUAGUGUCCCACGCUGCCCUGAACCAGUAUCUCCAACUGAACCAACUACUGGUGGAAAGUCAGGGCCUCAUGCAAAGGCGGAGUUCUCUGAGUGUGGAAAGCCAUGGCCAAGUAGAAUUACACCUAGGAUCUUUGGUGGGAGGAAGUCCAAGCCUGGAGCUCAUCCCUGGCAAGUUUCUUUGCAGGUGCGCCCCAGAAAUAGCACUGAUGACUUCAGUCACUUUUGUGGCGGGAUUCUCCUCAACUCCUGCUGGGUCCUCACUGCUGCUCACUGCAUAGGAACCACAUUGGAGAUGCAGGUGGUUCUGGGUGGGGUGGACCUGGAGAAGCAUGAGGCAGCAGAUCAGACUGUGGAGGUUGAAGAUUAUAUCAUGCAUGAGAACUACACAGAAACUGGCGAUGCCUUAUACAAUGACAUAGCCCUGCUCAAACUGAAGACUGUGUCUGAAGAUGGACUUUGUGCCAGAGAGACCAGGUUUGUUAAAGCUGCCUGUCUGCCCCCUGGCCCUUUUCCUGAUGGGAUAGAAUGCACUAUAUCAGGCUAUGGAGUCACUGAGAAAGAUGAGAGCGGUUCCAGUCAGUUGCUGGACACAAAAGUUCUCCUGAUCAACCAGAGCCGCUGCAUGGAUCCUGAUGUUCUUGGUGAAGUGCUGGAUGACAGCAUGGUCUGUGCUGGACGAAUGCAAGGAGGGAUUGACACCUGCCAGGGAGAUUCUGGUGGCCCCCUGAUCUGUAAGCAGAAUGACACACAUUAUGUCUAUGGAGUGGUGAGCUGGGGUGAUGGCUGUGGCAAGAAGAAUAAACCUGGCGUUUAUGCCCGUGUCACCCACUUCAUUGAGUGGAUCAAUGAAAAGAUGCGCUCCACAUAGAGUUGCAAUACACAUUACAUGCAUGCAUUAUUGACUGUGUUUUAUUAAGCUCAUCAGACAAUUGAUAGAAUAGCAUAGUUUUCAAAAACCUUUAUUUUUGGAUCCCCUUGUCAUAAAUCAUAUAUCAAGCAUGUACUCUUAUUUGAGCUUAUAUCUGUAGCUAUCGGCAUACUCAAAAAGCUGAACCUGCCAGGCAUAAUGUAUACUGUAUCAAACAUCUCUUAAAUAUAACUCUUCUGCCAUUUGCAGUCUAAAAUAAUAAUAGUCCACCGGUGACAUACAACCCAGCUAUACAUUUGACUUCCAGUGCUACAAUGAAAUAAAGUUUUCCAGCUAUUUCAAAAUAAAUAAA
Molecule: messenger RNA, 2198 nt
Organism: Pangasianodon hypophthalmus (striped catfish)
Lineage: Eukaryota; Metazoa; Chordata; Actinopteri; Siluriformes; Pangasiidae
Product: hyaluronan-binding protein 2
Exons: 13
Coding region: 161-1846 (561 amino acids)
Biological process (GO): proteolysis
Molecular function (GO): serine-type endopeptidase activity; calcium ion binding
Source: RefSeq, a predicted model, not a curated record